Messenger RNA from Phytophthora infestans T30-4, 234 nucleotides. RefSeq lists its product as uncharacterized. The transcript has a single exon. Gene Ontology annotation, cellular component: F-actin capping protein complex; actin cortical patch. Lineage: Eukaryota; Oomycota; Peronosporomycetes; Peronosporales; Peronosporaceae. The record is from RefSeq and is a predicted model, not a curated record. The coding region runs from base 1 to 234 and encodes 77 amino acids. Gene Ontology annotation, molecular function: actin filament binding. Gene Ontology annotation, biological process: actin cytoskeleton organization; barbed-end actin filament capping.
AUGGCGGAGGAGUGGGCGUACGAGGAAGCCUCGGACGAGGAAAAGCUGCAGAUUGCGCAGCGUUUCUUGCUGGCUAGUCCACCUGGACAGGUCCACGAGGUUCUGCGUGACGUGGCCAAGCUCGUCCCGGCGCAUGUGCUACCUGAUGCGGCGCUUCGAGGGGCGCUGCAUGCCUACAACGUUAAGAACUGCGUGCCCGUAGACGUCCCCGAUGCUGAUUACAAGGUCUACUAG